AAAGCCACAAAGAAAACUGACAAACCCAGGCCAGAGGAGAAGGAUGACCUAGAUAUAACAGAGAUAAGUAAUGAAGAUCUUCAAGAGCAACUUGUGAAGUAUGGACUAAAUCCUGGCCCAAUUGUAGCUACUACUAGGAAACUUUAUGAGAAAAAACUGUUGAAACUGAUGGAGCAAGGUCCAGAACUGAAGGCAUCUGUGCCUCUCCCAGCAAUUUCUUCAGCUGCUGAGAACACCAGACAGAAUGGAAAUAAUGAUUCUGACCAGUACAGUGACAAUGAAGAAGAUCCGAAGACUGAGCUGGUACUUGAGAAGAGAGAACCAUUGAAAGCCAGGACGAAGACUCCAGUAGCACUCAAACAAAGAAGAGUUGUUGAACACAACCAGAGCUAUUCUCAAGAUGGAGUUACUGAGACUGUCUGGACAAGUGGAUCUUCAAAAAGUGGACCUCUGCAGGCAUUUUCUAGGGAGUCUACAAGAGUGUCAAGAAGAACACCAAGGAAAAGGGUGGAAGCUACAGCACAGUUGCCUGUAGAUGAUGCUGUAAUAUCAGAGAGUACUCCCAUAGCUGAAACUAUAUUGACGGCAAGCAACGAGACCCUAGUUGUCAAUAGGGUGCCUGGAAAUUUCAAGCAUGCAGCUCCUACACUGUCAAUCAGUGAACUCUCAGACAUGCCCCGAAGAACACCAAAGAAACCAUUGAUGACAGCUGAACAAGAAGAAACAUAUUGCCCACAUCAGUGCUUUUUUAACCAUGUUGCCCACAACCAAUCCUGUGAUCUGCUCAACACAGCCAUGAUAGAGGUGCUGGAGAGAACUCAUACAGAAGAACAAAAUGUAGAAAGGGAUAUUCUUAAGGAAAUGUUCCCUUAUGAAGUAUCAACGCCUACAGGAAUUAGUGCUAGCUGCCGUAGACCAAUUAAAGGAGCUGCUAGCCGGCCUAUAGAGCACAGUGACUUCAGAAUGGAUGAAAGUUUCUCUAAGUAUGCUCCAAAAUACGGUACCUCAACUGACAUCAAGUUGGAGAAACCACCAACAAAAAAAGAACGCUCCAUUCCUCUCUGGAUAAAAAUUCUUCUUUUUGUUGUUGUUUCAGUCUUCCUGUUUUUGGUUUAUCAGUCUAUGGAAACUAAUCAAGGAAAUCCUUUCUCUAAAUAUCUGAAUAUUGUCUCUCAGGGGAGUGCCAAAUGAGUAUCUUUCUGAAAGGCACACCUGAUUUGAUCUCCUGUUUUUAAUUGUAGAGAACUCUUCUGCCCUCUCAUCGGCUCAAGGACUUCUUACAAAUAAUGUGAUUGGAACAUGAUAAAUUGGACAAAUGAAGCAAGAUAAUAUUAAAUGGACAUCAGUAACUUUCUGGACUUUGGACUAGUAGGAGAUCACUUUGCCAUAUAGGAGUAACAUUUUUUUAGAUCUUUGAACUUUUUGUAGGCUUUAUUUUUUUAAUGUGGACAUCCUUUAAAUUCAUUUUUGAGAAACUGUAUAUUUGUUUUUGCAAGAACUUGGAAGCUGAGAAGGGCAAAAAUGUAGUAAAAUGUGAAGCUGUGCUUUUAAAGCUUUUCCUUUGUACAGAAAAGAAGUUGUACUUUGUCUCUAGAUUGUUGUGGAGGAGGGUGUUAACAGAUGAUAAAGGGAAGUGCGUUGUGUGCUUUUUUUUCAGUAACAGUGUAACUGAAUUUGAUCUCUUAGGAUGUAGGGGGAGUACAACAACCACCUUUUCUGUAGAUUACUGUAACUUUUUUUAGUAAAUGUAACUGUAAACCUGUUUGCAUUUCUGUAAAAGUCUUAGUAUAUUAGUAACUCAGUUUAAGUGUAACAUCAUUUAAAUGUAUCCCUUCAUUUUAGUGCUUACAGUGUUGUAGGAGCUGAAUACAAAUCUAAUUGGCAAGAGAUGUCUUAGAGGAACUUAUUUAUUAGUAAUAUGCGUGGAAAAUAAAAAUUGCAUCAACAUAAUUUGCUACUAAAAUACUUUUUUGGGUCAAGGUUGUUAUCUGAAGUAGUCUAAAUUCCAACAUUAGCAGUGGUCUUCUUUCUUUUUUAAAAAAGCAACGUCUUUCCAAUACAGCUUUAUGUGAUUAUCUUUUAAACAUUUAUGUAGAGAAGUAUUCUCAAAGCGUGAAAAUUCCAUAUGAAGUUUUAUUCUUGUAUGAAGAGGGCAUUGCUGCAUUUUCUGAUACAUUUUCAUCUUCUAAGGUGAGAUUUACUACUUUCAUGCAGUUGAAUAUUUUUCUCAGUGGAAGCAUGCUGAAGCACUCUAUGUUGUGUAACUUAGUUGAGCAGGAAGCUGACUUCACUACUACCAAUGGAGAGUGAUAAGCAAUUUUUUAAAGUGAAUGUAUACAUUUUGGCGUGCUUAAAUCUGCAGCAUACAGAUUUUCAGUCUUACUGCUUGGUACAAAAUCGCAAUAAAUCAUACUACUUAAAGUGCUACUUAAAAAAAGCUGAGAACAUUAGUUAAUAGUCGGUAUCUUUUUACUCUAGGUACAAUUAUUGUGUAGACUAUAGCUAUGGGGAAGCUUUACUUUCUGUGAACUUUGGGACAGACAUGGUAAUUUGUAGCAAAGCAAUAGGUUUUUUUCUGUUAAGAUUAAUGUUUUUUUCCUUUUAAUCUGCUUUUUUGAGUAUUCCAAAUAGCUAAACUUGUGUCUAUCCCGUAGAAAAUUGUAACAUAAGACAUUCACUUUUGGUGUCAAAAUGCAGAGAAAUAAAAAUGAUUUUAAUGUGUGUGGGUUUUCCUUAUCAAAAUAAAUGCAUUGCUGAAAAGCAGCGAAAGCAAGACG
Messenger RNA from Phaethon lepturus (White-tailed tropicbird), 2777 nucleotides. Its product is annotated as lamina-associated polypeptide 2, isoforms beta/gamma-like. The record is from RefSeq and is a predicted model, not a curated record. The transcript is spliced from 9 exons. NCBI's taxonomy places the organism in Eukaryota, Metazoa, Chordata, Aves, Phaethontiformes, Phaethontidae. The annotation marks the transcript as partial.